This is a messenger RNA of Stegodyphus dumicola, 2739 nucleotides long. RefSeq names its product coiled-coil domain-containing protein 186-like. Gene Ontology annotation, cellular component: trans-Golgi network. The record is from RefSeq and is a predicted model, not a curated record. NCBI's taxonomy places the organism in Eukaryota, Metazoa, Arthropoda, Arachnida, Araneae, Eresidae. Gene Ontology annotation, biological process: vesicle cytoskeletal trafficking. Gene Ontology annotation, molecular function: small GTPase binding.
UAUUUUGUCUGUCUGUCUGACGAGUAUAUGUGUAAAGGGAUUUACAAACAGUCUUCCGAGUCUGAUGCAAAGUAAUAUGUAAUUAAAGCUUAUUAUCAAUUGCAAUUUGUGCCUGAGAUUAUCGUGAGAAUUUCUGUAUUAAGCACAUCGUCAGGGAACAGGGCAAAAGUUUUUGAAAUGAAAAAUUUUAAAUAUAUGAACACUCAUAAUGCUUCCUGUUGUAUUAAUCUGCAAAAAUGGAACUAAAAAACACCUGCAUAAGUGUAAAUAUGAGUGGUAGGACUGGUAAAAUUACUUUUAUUCCUUCAUUUUCUUGCAGCUUUUGAUUAUGUAUCUUAUAUCAAGUGAUGGCUGAUUUGAAAGACGUGAAUGAAAAUGCCAGUGAAAGCAAUAUUAAUUAUGAAACUGUUUAUCAUUCCAUGGUAGAGUCUGUUGCAAACAAUGAAGAUACAGAAAAAGUUCCUUCUUGUGAUAAUGAUUUUAAAAUUUUUAAUUUAAAUGAUCAGUCAUGCAAUCCACCAUUCUCAGAACAGAUCAAUUCCAUACAUUCGACAUCUCUGCAAACUGUCAGAUGUCAAGCUGAGUCUCUUCAUGUGAUCAGUAAUCUGCCAAAUACUAACUCUGAAGAAACAUGUGUCACAUCUUUCCAUUCAUGUUGUAAUGAAAAUACUCAGUUAUCUAAUGGACAGACUUCAGUUAAUUCUAAUGAUGUUUCACCCAAAUUAAAAGCAGAUUCAGAGAGUGAAAAUAACCUUAGCUGUUCUGAUCUGGUUAUAAGCACAUAUAGUGAUGAGGAAAUCUCGCCAGAAAAGGAUGUAAAGGAGGAUUUCAGUUUAGAAUCUGGAGACCUAGUACCUUUUGUUCCAAGAUGUGAACUUAAAAUACUAGAAAGUAAGAAUUCUGAUCUACAAAGAGAAAUAUUAGAGUUGAAAAUGAAGUUAAAUACUCAAGAAAUUGCAUUCAAAAAGUACGAGUCUGAAAUUAGAGCUGAAUUUUUAAGUAAUAUUGAAAAGCUUUCCAAAGAAUGUAACACUUUGCGAAAAGAAAAGGAAGCAAUUGUUGUUCGCUAUGCCAAUAGUGAAAAAGAAGUUCUGAAGGAGAAGAAAAUUCAACAGGAUUUAGAGAAAAAGCUAAAAGAUGUAAAUAAAGAAAGAGAAGCACUUUUACUGAAAAUAAAAAACUUUGGUAUUGAAAAUUCCAAAUUGGUGACUUCUAUUGAAAAUAAAAUGAUUGAAAUAGCAAAACUGCAGAAACAGAAUGAAAAAUUAAAUGCUGACAUCAAUUCUAGAGAUACCAAAAUCAAAUGGCUGCAGAAUAAAUUAAAGAAUGUCUCAAGUGCUCAUGAGGAAACCCAAGUAAAAUUGGAACAUACAGUGCAGAGGCUUAAUGAAAUGAGAGAAGAAGCAGAGCAGGUACGAAAAGAUUGCCAAGAAAUGAUAAAGUGCUAUCAAGAAGCUGAAGAAAUCAAAUCAGUUAAGCUUGAUAGCCAGCUGAAGCAAAAAUUAUCUGAACUUGAAGUACAAAAGCAAGAAAAGUCAGAUCAAGAACAGGUUUACCAUCUGUUACGGCAGGAAUUGGAAGCUUUAAAGAAAAAACAAAGGAUGACAAUGGAAGAAAACAAUUCACUUACUUUAAAAAUUCAGUGUUUAGAAAAAGAGAGAUUGGAAUAUGAACAAACUUUAAGCAAACUGAAGGAUAGCCAAAAUCUUUUAAAACAAGAAGUUGUUGAUCUCACAGCUCGACUGGCUGAAAUGGAAAGCCUGCGGAUUCAGUUAGAAAGAGAGAGAGAAAAGUUAGCUGCUAGCUUACGAGAAGUAGAAAGGCUUCGCUUAAUGAAUGCUGAAUUGCAAGCUGAUAUGGAUGCAUGUCAUGCAAGGGAAGGAGAAUUAUUAGAAUUUACCGAAAGGACUACAGCAAAAACUGUGAAAUUGCAGUCUGACCAGUGCUUGUUGGAAAUUAAAGCGCAAGCGUUAGAGGAUGAACUGUCAGAAGUGAAAAAACAACUUUCAGAUGUUCAGCAAAAAUAUCUCCAACUGACAUUGGAAUUUGAAGCUACUCGAAAAGAACAUGAAGAAGAAGUACUACUACUUGCUCGAAAACUUGCUGAACAAACAAAGAAUGUUGGAAAUUUGAAUACAAGACUAGAUGAGGCUGAGAACGAGAACAGAGUUUUGAAAAGAAGGCAUAUUACUAGUAUAAAGGAACUUUCACGUGAGUUAUAUCAGUGUAAAAAAAGAUUAGAAAAUUAUGAGUCUAGCAAUUGUAUUCGAUCUGAUUCUGCCAGUUUGGGUUCAAGAACAAGCUCUACUGCAUCUCUUGAUAUGGCUUCACAUGAAAACAAAAGAAAUUUUUCACCAGUUUCUCCAUCUGUAACUUUCAGUAAUACCAAAGGAACAUCUGAUAAUCAAAAAAUUUCUGUGGAGACUCCUGUUGAACUUGACAAGGAAAGGCUGAUUGAAAAAGUGAUAAAACUCCAGAAGACUUUAGCUAAGAGAAAUGAUAAGAUUGAAUUCCUUGAAGACCAUAUAGAACAACUGGUAAAGGAAAUGAAAAAAAGGUCUAAAUUUGUAGAUUUGAAGACAGUUUAACUGAAUUUCCUCAGUUGAGCAUAUUUUGUAUUUACCUCAUCUAUUUUUUGAUGAAAUUUAUGUACAAAUAUGUUCUUAUAAGAGUUUAAAAUUAUCUCUUUUCUGUGUAAGUAUUUCUUUCUCUUCACUUAUAAAAUGUUAAAAUAUUUUA